GAAGUGUCGCGGAGAGAAGAAAAGAUGGCGAACCUGGUGGAGGCGACUAGCCAAAAGCAGUUCGAAGAGUGUCUCGCCAAAGCCGGAAAAUGCCUGACCGUGGUGCAUUUCCACGCGGCGUGGGCCCCGCAGUGCGGCCAGAUGAACGACGUGAUGGCGGAGCUUGCCAAAGAGCACGUCGGCACCACGUUCGUGAAGCUGGAGGCGGAGGCGGUCCCGGAGGUGUCGGAGAAGUAUGAGGUCUCCUCGGUGCCCACCUUCCUGCUCUUCAAGGCCGGGGAGCAGGUGGACCGGCUGGACGGGGCUCACGCCGCGGAGCUCACCAAGAAGGUCCAGCGGCUGGCGGUGAGCGGCGCUCCGGCCGCAGCCGCCGAGGCGCCGGACCUGAACGAGCGGCUGAAGAAGCUGGUCAACGCGGCCCCCUGCAUGCUGUUCAUGAAGGGCUCCCCGCAGGAGCCCCGCUGCGGCUUCAGCCGGCAGAUCGUCGGCCUGCUCAAGGAGCACGGCGUCCAGUUCAGCAGCUUCGACAUCCUGUCCGACGACGCGGUCCGCCAGGGGCUGAAGACCUUCUCCAACUGGCCCACCUACCCGCAGCUGUACGUGAAGGGGGAGCUGGUGGGCGGACUGGACAUCGUGAAGGAGCUGGCGGCGUCCGGCGAGCUGGAGAACACCUGCCCGACGGCCGUGAGCCUGGAGCAGCGCCUGCGGACCGUCAUCAACCGGAGCCCGGUGAUGCUGUUCAUGAAGGGCAACAAGGAGGCGGCCCGCUGCGGCUUCAGCAGGCAGAUCCUGGAGAUCCUGAACGGCUCUGGGGUGGAUUAUGACACCUUUGACAUUCUGCAGGACGAGGAGGUCCGCCAGGGGCUGAAGACCUUCUCCAACUGGCCCACCUACCCGCAGCUGUACGUGAAGGGGGAGCUGGUCGGGGGCCUGGACAUCGUGAAGGAGCUGAAGGAGAGCGGGGAGCUGGUGUCGGUGCUGAGGGGGGAGUCAUAGGCGGCUGGCCCUCAUCCACGGGCCCGGAGCGGCAUGAGGGGCCCCCAGAGUGACGCUCAGCUCUCUGAUUGUAGCAGUUAAUUAGAUUCUGGCUGCAGAAACUGUUGGAAAAUGUUUAUUUUCUUUCUUCUUCCAAGUAAAACAUGUAAAGUUGGCAAAGCGGUAACUCUGGUGAAAUGUUUAGUAAUAAAGCAAAGCCGUUUGUGUAAUGACAGCAUAAAGUCGUGAUUUGGCCCUUCAUGUCUGAUUCUGAGACACUUCUGAGAAAAGCUGCCUGUAGUUCAAGCUUUUUUGGGUUUUUGGUUUUUCUUGAGAACUUUGUUGUUGCACGUUUCACAUCUUCAGGCUCGGGAUGCGAUUAGUAAACAGCUUUUCACACACGGCUCCUGGAAACCACUUUUCCUGGCUCUGUCAUUCUUCCCUGACGAAAACAAAGAUUAAACAAUUAAAAAGAA
Fundulus heteroclitus (mummichog) is the source of this 1451-nucleotide messenger RNA. It is a transcript of the gene glrx3, whose product is annotated as glutaredoxin 3. Lineage: Eukaryota; Metazoa; Chordata; Actinopteri; Cyprinodontiformes; Fundulidae. The record is from RefSeq and is a predicted model, not a curated record. Bases 25 to 996 code for a protein of 323 amino acids. The transcript has a single exon.